UUGCGGCACCUAGCGGCAGACGUAGCAACUUACAGUAAAGCGCAGCAUCCUCAGCUGUCACUUUUAUCACAUGAAAACGCCUGGACGUGUUUGUCAGUGCAGAUGAGGAGUUAGAUGUCGUCAUUUGUUCAUAAACAAAGCAGGGGAAUAAUGGCUGCACAGGAGCCGUCUCCACCAUCUUCCCUGGAAGGUAACAAACCGGGCUUCCCAAAGAAAAUUUUGGCUAACAACCUGGAGGAUAAGCAUUUGUGCAACUCGUGUCAGAAAAUCCUGAGAAGGCCCCUGCAAGCCCAGUGCGGUCACCGCUUUUGUUCGUUCUGUUUCAACAAAAUUGUGAGUUGUGGACCACAGAAAUGCAGUGCAUGCAUCAAAGAAGACCUGUUUGAGGAACCCACCUCGAUCCUUAAGCAAGGUGGUGCUUUCCCUGACAAUGCAGCCCGCAGAGAAGUGGAGGCCUUGGCAGCUGUCUGUCCCAAUGAAGGAUGCACAUGGACUGGAACUGUCAAAGAAUUUGAGGCCAGCCACGAGGGCAACUGUGACUUCAUGAUCAUCCUCUGUCCUUCCUGUAAAGAGCUCAUGAGAGCCAACGAGCAGGAACGCCACAAUGAGAGAGAGUGUCCGGAGAGAACGCUCAACUGCAAAUACUGCAAAGAACCCUUCCUGUUAAAGAAUAUCAAGGCUCAUGAUGAGAUCUGUCCAAAGUAUCCUAUGAUUUGUGAAGGUUGUGCGAAGAAAAAGAUCCCCAGAGAAAAGUAUGUGGACCAUAUUAAGUUCUGCAGUAAAUUUAAAGCUCCAUGCAGAUUUCAUGUUGUUGGCUGCGAUACGUCUGUGGAGAAAGAGAAGAUCCAUGACCAUGAGCGCCAGUGUUCGUAUGAACACCUUAACCUGCUUCUGCAUUUCAUCAUGGGCAUCAAGGUGAGCCUGGAGAGCCUGCAACCCCAAAGCCUGGAGGUGGCCAGCCAGAAGCUGCAGGAGCUCCACCAGUCCCUCAGGGAUCUGGAACUCAAGAUGAGCCAGCUGGGUGGGUGUGUUGCAGCUCCCGUGCAGGGAGCAUGUGCCCCGACCCUAACCACAUCCUUCACCCCGCUGCCCAGUGCCAUGGGUGCCGCUUUGGAACUGCAGCUACAGAGUGAAAAAACCAAAGUGGCUGAGCUAAGCCGGCGCUGCCAGGAGCUGGAGCUCAAAGUGAGCACUUUCGAAAACAUUGUCUGCGUCCUCAACCGCGAGAUGGAGCGCUCCUGCACCACCAUGGAGGCCUACAACCGCCAACACAGACUGGAUCAGGACAAGAUUGAAAUCCUCAAUAAUAAGGUUCGUCAGCUAGAGAGGACGGUGAGCCUGAGGGACCUGUCCAUUGUGGAGAUGGAGGGGAAAAUGAGAGAAAUGUCCGCAGCCACUUAUGAUGGCAUAUUUGUCUGGAAGAUCUCUGAUUUCACCAAGAAGAGGCAGGAUGCUGUGGCUGGCCGGGCCCCUGCUAUGUUCUCUCCUGCCUUUUAUACCAGUAAAUAUGGCUACAAGAUGUGCUUGCGGAUCUACCUGAAUGGUGAUGGGACGGGGCGAGGCACCCACCUGUCUUUGUUCUUUGUGGUGAUGAGAGGACACAGUGAUGCACUCCUCAAGUGGCCUUUUAAUCAAAAGGUCACCCUCAUGCUGCUCGACCAGAACAACAGGGAGCACAUAAUUGAUGCCUUCAGGCCUGACAUUUCAUCCUCAUCCUUCCAGAGGCCUGUCAGCGAUAUGAACAUCGCCAGUGGUUGUCCGCUCUUCUGUCCGCUCUCAAAGCUGGACUCUAAAAACUCCUAUAUACGUGAUGACACCAUUUUCAUCAAAGCCAUUGUAGACCUAACAGGCCUUUAGGUUUGAACUGACCUACUUUUUUACAGAAAAAAGAAGUGCCUGUACCUGUAGUGUUUUUUGUUGUUGUUGUUGUUGUUGUUGUUUUUUUUCACGAUCCCAUUAGGAUAAGAAUGUGCUUUUCUGUGAGUUCAAACUCACAAUAUGAUGCUUUUGAUUUGUGCGGUGUAUUUAUUUAUUUACUUUUAAUUCAGCAUUUUUUGACCUUCCUUUACGUGGCCCCUUUAAGAGAUGUGAUAAAACUUAAAUGACUUAAGAAUGUUUCUCUUUACAUACAUAAACUAGUGAAUGUUAGAUGUUAUCUUUAAUUGAAAAUGAGGUCAGCGCAUUGUAACUUGCGGCUUUUGGCAUCUGCACCUAAACACAUCGGCAUGUUUUUAAACCUGUCAAAGGACACUGAUACCUCUCUGUGCAUGAGAUGUGUCAGUAGGAAAAAAAAUACAUGUAUCACUGGUUCAUAUUGUAGACCAGCAUUUUAUUUUUUUAUGAUUUCUUGAUAUAGUAUAAAACAUAUGAGUGUGUGUGAUCUAAUUUUGAUGCUGUGCUCAAGUUUGAAGUAUGUGUGAGUUAACCAUAUCUAAAUAAAACAUAGAUUUUAUUUAUUGAAGAAGUUAUAUGUUGAGACAGUUUAAAAGCAUGCGUUAGCUGAUGGUGACAAGAUGCAGCUGCGGUCUGACCUCAGCAGCUUUUUUUGCUUUCUGGUUAUUUCAGAAACAUAUUUCCUCUGUUAUUCUCUUUAGAAUACAUUGGUAUUGUUGCACAUUAUGUAGAUUACAUUUUGCAUGUGUAACUGCAGCCUCAAAUGAAUUAGCUGCUACAUUUGUGUGACCCUCCAGUGUGCGCUGAUCGGAGCUCAUAGAUGCAGCCUUGCAAGCACUAUGCGGACAUUCAUAUUUAAUCUUACAAAAUGUGCGACCUGAUGUGAGCCAGGACUUCAAAUUUCUUCUUAACAAAAGGGCUUCACAUUUCCUUUCCAUCUCCUAAAUGUCACAUGCAUACAUACAUAGACAUGUCCAGUUUUGGUCCAGCUUCUAGCUUGAACUGUUUAAUAGAGAAAAAAAAAAAGAAAAAAAGAAACCUUCACAGGCUGGGGAACAAAGUCACAUUUGAGCAGAUUGAUGUUAUGCUGUAUCAGCGAUACUGACUUGUAGGAAAUGCCACACUGCCUCACUGUUAUUGCAACAGAAUAAACACUAUGUCGAUGUGAUGUGUGUACUUCAAAUAACACUUCAGAGCUGACAAACUAAACCAGGUUGGUUUAAAUUAUUUACAUAUCUGUUUCUCUCUUCGUGGAUCCGAAGCCCAUGUUGAGAUUAAGAUGACGAGCUUUCAUCUGUAGCAAUGACAUCAAACUGCAGUCUUACUUGUUGUUCUCUCUGCUACAUUCUGUGGAUAGUAAGUCAUGUGUUAGUAAACUCUUUGUACUACAGGAAAUUUGUUCCAUAUUUGUAUUUAAUUUUGACUUAUUAAAGGUUUUAAGAUGCCCUCUA
This is a messenger RNA of Oreochromis niloticus (Nile tilapia), 3344 nucleotides long. It is a transcript of the gene traf2a, whose product is annotated as Tnf receptor-associated factor 2a. The transcript has 12 exons. Gene Ontology annotation, cellular component: plasma membrane signaling receptor complex; cytoplasmic side of plasma membrane; cytosol. NCBI's taxonomy places the organism in Eukaryota, Metazoa, Chordata, Actinopteri, Cichliformes, Cichlidae. Gene Ontology annotation, biological process: tumor necrosis factor-mediated signaling pathway; positive regulation of canonical NF-kappaB signal transduction; regulation of apoptotic process. Gene Ontology annotation, molecular function: zinc ion binding; tumor necrosis factor receptor binding; ubiquitin-protein transferase activity. The record is from RefSeq and is a predicted model, not a curated record. The coding region runs from base 115 to 1857 and encodes 580 amino acids.